Molecule: messenger RNA, 318 nt
Organism: Sclerotinia sclerotiorum 1980 UF-70
Lineage: Eukaryota; Fungi; Ascomycota; Leotiomycetes; Helotiales; Sclerotiniaceae
Exons: 2
Coding region: 1-318 (105 amino acids)
Source: RefSeq, a predicted model, not a curated record
AUGGCCUUCGCAAAUUACUGGAUACCAGCGGCCACAGUUCAUACAAGGCAUAAUUGCGCAGGUAACCGAUUAGGUAUUAUUGUUAAUACCUCACUGAAAAAUAAAAGGCACAAAUCAAAGGCGUUCCACGAAGCCCACCCAAAUUCAUCACAUCCAUCCACGAGUGCGUUCGCGGGAAAAGAGCAUCCAUGUUCUGCAUUGCAUUUUGCAGGCAGAAUUGGCAAUUCAACCUAUCAUUGUCAAUUGAAAUUUCCAUCGGGACGUUCCCCCCGCGACAAAGUUAAUCAAUAUUUUUUGGAAAGAGGCGAUAAGCAGUGA